AUGGACCUCAAAAAAAUACAAGCACCAUGGAAUGUCAACACAUCAGCACUUAUAUUUUUAUACAAUGCAUUAAAGGAUCAAACAUACAUGAAAAACACAUGGAAGCUUACACCAAAAUGGCGUUUGGAAUUAAUAGAAAAUUCUUUGGUGGCAGCA
Molecule: messenger RNA, 156 nt
Organism: Entrophospora candida
Lineage: Eukaryota; Fungi; Glomeromycota; Glomeromycetes; Entrophosporales; Entrophosporaceae
Source: the annotation of a GenBank genome assembly